Molecule: messenger RNA, 701 nt
Organism: Dreissena polymorpha
Lineage: Eukaryota; Metazoa; Mollusca; Bivalvia; Myida; Dreissenidae
Product: sodium-dependent glucose transporter 1A-like
Exons: 4
Coding region: 147-701 (184 amino acids)
Source: RefSeq, a predicted model, not a curated record
GUUUAGCGUUUAGUUAUCUUCUGAUAACGGUAGUAAAUAAACGUGUUUGAAAAUCAAUCCUUUUUGGGUCCUGUCAAUCAAUACUCAUACAUCUAGACAUUAAUACAACAUACUAUAGGAUACAUUUCAAAUAGCUAUUAACAAAAAUGCUAAUGAAAAAUGAGUUAAACGAUGUUCAAGUGAGUGGCAAAGAAGAAGAAGCUCACGGUGACAGCAUUGCUCUUUAUAACGGAACUUUUAAAGACGGAAGUGUUGUUGAAGCUGAAAUACUUGUCGGGUUUCCUCUUCAACGGAUCGAUUCGGUGUCGAAAACAGAAGGACGUAAAAGAACGCUGCACGUGCACAAGAUAUUGCACACGAUAUGUAUCUACAGCAGCAUGCUCUUUAUAGGCUGGCGCAGUGGUCUAUUUGGCCCUGUGUUUCCUGACCUUCGUCGCCUGAUGAACGAGGAUCUAGCAGUGUCCUCGUUGAUCUUCACCGGGCUCUCGCUAGGGGUUAUAUUUGGCGCCAUUUUGAGCGGUGUCAUCCACGAGAAGACUCGUAUGCACAAGGUCUACAUCUGCUGCGGCAUAACGGCAGCUUUAGGCGUCAUCACCGUCAUCACACCGUGGUGUCCGUACUUCGCGGGCAUGCUUGCGUUACACAUUGCACACGGGGCAUUCGUGGCGUGGAUAGAUACUAGUACGAUAUUGCCCCUUUAA